This is a messenger RNA of Oncorhynchus keta (chum salmon), 5386 nucleotides long. RefSeq names its product transmembrane protein 170B (gene tmem170b). Lineage: Eukaryota; Metazoa; Chordata; Actinopteri; Salmoniformes; Salmonidae. The coding region runs from base 746 to 1207 and encodes 153 amino acids. The transcript has 3 exons. Gene Ontology annotation, cellular component: plasma membrane. Gene Ontology annotation, biological process: negative regulation of canonical Wnt signaling pathway. The record is from RefSeq and is a predicted model, not a curated record.
UCUCUGAUAUAUUUCCGAAUGAGGACCUUAAUAUUUACUCGUUUUAUAGUAAUACAGAAUAUAUGAUCUGCUGAAUAUGAUGCCUCUUAUUUAUAUUAUGCUAUGCUACUCCACCUUUAUCAGGCGAUUUAAGAUUGACGUUUCGGGAGCGAAUCAGCACCAUGGACAGUACCUGCAUCAAUACGACGUCAUGGACAACGCCCUGCAAUACACAAACGCAUCAUUCUUGUAGUACAGUGUCACAAAACUGCCUUUUCAUUUAAAAUCAAAUGAUUUGCCAGCUCACUCCUUAGUUAAAUGCAGACUUCUACUAGCCUACAACAUCCAUCACUGAUUUUCACAAUUUUACCGCUCUCUUACGCCCGCAUGGUCCAAAUGAUUACGCACGUUUUCAGCGUAAACGCUACUGUACUAAUUACUCAUCUUUUGUUCCCCAUUCAUAAGCUGCUACAAUAUCAUAACAGUACGCUUUCACUGUAUACUCCCCUUUAACUGGUGACGGCCCCUUUAAGGGUUAUGUAGAGAGAAGGGCUGAUGUAGGACGACUCCUCUGUGUGCGCUGCCAUCCUCAUCAUGGCCUCCAAACAACCGCCGCUGCAACCGAGAAUGAGCACGAGCAGACGAGCUGUUGGCCCUUUCCUUCCCCGCGCGGAGACCAACAACGUUAAGCCGAAACAGAGGCACCGGUAGAGGGGUGCGCGCCGGGGGAUCAAGCCUCCGAGCUCAUGCCACCCCGUUCUCCUCGAUGUCUUCGUCAAAAGCCACUUACAGCCAUUUGACAAAGAGGGAUGCAAACCUGGGCGGCGGCAGAAACAUGAACACGAAUAGGGAUUAUUCUAUCAAUCUAUCCGUGCAGCAAGUGCUGAGCCUCUGGGUGCAAGGCACGACGCUGCAACAUUUCACAGAGAUGUGGUACUGGGUGUUCCUGUGGUGUCUUUUCUCCUCGCUCUUCGUCCACGGGGCAAUGGGCCUGCUCAUGUUAGUCAUGCUGCAGCGCCACAAGAGGGGUCGCCUCAUCACCCUGGUCCUGGUCAGCGUGGGCUUCCUGGCCUCCUUGGCCGGUGGGGUCAUCACCAGUGCGGCCGUGGCAGGGGUGUAUCGUGUGGCAGGGAAGGACAUGGCCCCCCUCCAGGCCCUGGUGUUUGGAGUGGGCCAGACCACACUCUCUGUAGUCAUCUCCUUCUCACGUAUACUGGCCACUCUCUGAAGAGUUGACUCUGCUACACGGACAGACUCACUGACGAACAGACACACAAGAGAGGAGAGAGGAAAGGGGAAGGGAGGGACAUGUCCGAUAGACCGGAGUUCACAUCCCACCAGUUACACAAGCAGAGACGGCAAUGGGUGGCAGUUAACUGCAUGUAGUAUUUGAAGGAAAACAAACAGAGUCAAAUAGAAGAAGAGAAGAAGAUGGUGUCCCGGUCCUAGACGUCUAGACAUUUGUGGAUGGAUGAAUGUGGAAGAGUGCCCCCUAGUGUCUCUAUUCAGCCACUGCUAUGUUUGCUAGAGCUCCCUUUGCUUACAAGGGACCUCUCAAUGCAGACCUCACUUCUGUGUGUCAAAGACACACACUUCCUUGGGCUCUCCACCAGUUGGCGAUGUCCACAGACUCUGUCAAGUGUCAAGCCAGUGAAACCACAUCCUGAACCGAAAGCUAAUUUGAGGUUCUAUGUGCCGAUGUCCUCUGGGAUUUCAGUGUUGUAAAGGGGAAUGCUUUCAUGGCCAUCUCUACAGACGGUUGAAUGCUUUCUGUUCUAUUUGUGGGGGGGGACUCCUAAUUUUUUUUUUACAGUAAAGACAAACCACAGCAACCUGUAAUUAAUUGAACAAUUCAAGUCUACGGUCCUUGAAGUGCCACGGUACUUUGAUGAGAUGGCCAGAACAAAAUUGGACCUGCGAAGACCCACCAUCAUUCUGACAUGCCUGAGAGGUUGUAAACGCAACGAUGAUGGUCAACCAAACUACCAUUCAGUGUUUAAAAAAUCUACCAACCACAAACAACUGGAUCUUCUGUCUUUGGAAAAUGAUAUCCUAAUAACCAUUCCUUCUUGUAAAGUAUUCUAACUACCACAGCAGGUUUUUUGUUUGCAACAAUCCAUAAUGCUUAACCUUUGCACUUUCUAAAUGUUGGUGAUCCACCUCCUUUACCUAAGAGGUGUCUAAAUAGAGUAGGUUGUUGAGGUUCCGUUGGUUCAAGGUUACUAUGGAGAUAACCACUACGCUUGUUAAGGGCUCUGCAUACGCAAACGGAGCUGACGUAGGUCCAUCAUUUGCGUUGACAGCGUAGAGCCCUUUAGAUGUUUGUCAAGUCUAGACCAGUCCAGGUUGUCCAACGUACUCUGGGGAAAUAGUCACUCUGACCAUGAACCUUGUCUGGAGAGGAUCAGAGUUGCUACUUGGUUAUUACAGGGUUUUAUGGAGGUAAACUAAUGUAUUAACUGAAGUAAAAAAGGAAGAAUUGUCUAGUAGUAGCAGCUGUAUUGCUUCUUGAGGAAUAUCUCUGAUAGAGUAUCUCUUGGAAGUUUUACUGUCUGUGUUGUGGUGCAGAUUUACUGUUAAGGUUUAGCGGUUGGAAUCCAGCUGUUACUUGGCUGUUGUGAUAACAAUGUUGUCCUGACUCCUAUAAAUCCCACUCCAUAGAGAGCCAUUCCUGGAGAAGGUCAGAGACUUAGUGUGCAUCCCAAAUGGUACCCUUUCCCUAUAUAGUACACUGCUUUUGACCAGGGUCAGUAGGACUGUAUAGGGAAUAGGGUGCCAUUUGGGAAGCAUCCUCUAAUGCUGCUGAAACAGCCAUUUUCUAUGGCUCCCUGCUUUCCUCCCUGUUAGUUCUUGCUAAUCGUGCGUGUAUUGUUUGUGUUUUAACUAAGUUAGACUUUGCAUAUUGCACUGACAACGGCCUGCCUUUAUUUCGCACAGUUUGUUUUAUGAUAUUGGUCCCAGUGGGUGACCCAUAGAUCCAUAUAGGAUUUUAUACAGUAUGUCCCAUCACCAGGACACACAGUGGGUCCCAAAAAGCAGGUUUUUGUCCAAAAUGGCACCCUAUGCCCUUCAUAGUGCACCCGUUUUUGACCGUAGCCAUAUGGGUUUGAGAAGCACUGCUGUGGUUUUGGAGGUGCUUUUGGGACUGCAGAGCAAUGUUUUUUUUGUAGGGCCCUGUGAGACUAACCAUAAUGAAUGUGUUUGUGUCUGUCCUGUCCACCGUCUGGAACAGUUCACGUUUAUUAACCAACUAUAGGACAGGUCUUACUGCAUCCCAAAUGGCACUAUGUUCCCUACAAUGUGCACUACUUUUCACCAGAGCCCUAUGGGGGAAUUUGGGACGCACACAUUCACUCCUGGAAUUGAAGGGUUGCAAGGUCCACUGGUUUGUACCUUACAAUGUCGUUCAUUUUUAAUCAAUAGCUGACGAUAUCUCAUCUCUCAGUCACUUUCAUUUGUCAGUAACUGACUGUGGACCAAUAAAACAAGGCCCUCUGCUGCACCCUAAACUAGGUGUGAAAACCACACCAGGCCCUCUCUGGAAACAAAGGGUUUGUUUUUAUGCCAAAGGACUUCAUUCUCACAUGUUAGCUUUAUUUGUUAAGGGUUCCUUACUUUUUGAUUGUUGUUAUUAUUGCUGAGAAAGUAUGAAUCGCUUUAAUUUCAGAACCAUUAUUUUGCACUUGGCUUAAUAUGAAAUUCCAGUGUGUGACCUAAUUGAGUGAUCUAAGAGUGUUUACCAAUGAACGUGAUUGCUCUGUUUUCUCCCUUAGUUAUGUGAUUGACACCACUCACCUUCAAUACCCAGUCAGUGCACCAGAGGGAGCCAGUACGCUGAGUAUUGAAUAAGUGAUAGUAGUAGCCAGUGUCAGUGGUGGAUUUGGAUUGAUACAGUAAUGAUCGUGGUUUGUUGUAUACAAGAAAAUAUACCUGCGGCAGUUUUUUGAUAUUGUCAAUUUGUAUUUGAAUUUGUAUUUGAUUCUAAAAUGAAUUCCUGAGGCUUCCAGAUGGUCUGGAAACGACUGUGUUUGAUAAUUUGCCUAAUCUAAUAUGACUAUCCAAUACUAUCUCUCUCAGUACUCUCUGAUUAAAGAAAAUACUUGGAUAAAACAAACUAUAAUCAGCAAAUACUAUUAAUGAUCAAAUUCCCCAGAUCAACUGAAUUCAUAUUGUAUUAGUAAGUUAUUACACUCGUUUAAAUAUUUUUGGCUCGAGUUCGGAGACCAAAUGUGAGUUAUUUCUGAUGGCUCUACAAUGCUGUCAUAGCGAUAUUAUCUAGAUAUUUCUGUUUGUGAAUGAAACUGCGUUUGAGAGUUGGAUAUGGUGCAUAGGACUUGUGACAAGAGUGUUGUUGUGUGAUGUUGUACUGUAUGUCUGUGUGGUUGUAUAUGUGAGUGUUAUAACAUGCAUUAACUUAUUCUUUUUUUCAGAAGGGGCCUGCAAUACAAUUGUCAUUGCAGCAUCUGAAAUGCUUUAUCGACUUGAGCAAAAGGGGUAAGGACCUUGUCAUAGGUGUAACACUGACUGACCCAGUGUGUUCAGAAAUGUUGUCUUACUGAGCAAUGUCUUACAUAAUGUGUUUUUAAAAUCUAAAAAAAAAUGUAAUCUACAAGGUGUUCACAACUACUUUUCUGCCAACAAACCUCCAAGCACUAUUCUUGUUGAGAGACAAAGAAGCAUAGCUUUUGUUGUUCAGAUCAGUGGACCGCGAUGCAUCGGCUAUUAAGGUAAAUAGAAUACAAAGUUCUCAUCAGAGGGAUGUGUACCAUGACAUGUACUGGAAACACACAUAGACAUCAUGACGCGCCAUGGACAGUAUUUUGAUACCCAUAACAUGUAUUUGUCUAUACAGUCUAUUACCACAUUUCAGAACGUCAAUGUGUGUGCCAUGAAUUCAAAUGUUUGGAAUCUGAUGAGGACGAGUAAGAAUUGGGUUGUCUGUUUUUGGUUCUAUCCCUGUGUGAUUGUGGGUAAUCCUUGGUUUACACUGCAAUAACUCAAAGGGGACAUUCUGCAACAGAUGAUCCCGAUAGUUUUAAAUACCACCAACUGCCAUCUGACCGUACGAAGCCCUGUCCUAGAAUCCUCCUCGCUGUGUUCCUCAUGAGUUCACCCCCUCAGUUCUCUCCAGUGUUGUACAAAAUGCCACUUACUUUCCACUGACAAGUCUGCCCCUCAGCAAUUGCAUGCGCAAUACAACUCGGAUAAUGUGUGUGAAUGGAUUUGGACAAUCCAUUAUAGACAAUGUUGUGCAAAACAAGUGACACAUGUAGAUAAUGUAUAAUAUGUUAUUUUUUAAUUUUGUACCAGCGAACCGCUGAUGUUUAUAACUUGCCUAUUUAUGUACAAAUGUUCUCCUGUACAUACUGAGCAGUCAGUUGGAAUAAAAUGUUUUACAGUAAAAAUA